Molecule: messenger RNA, 3764 nt
Organism: Hevea brasiliensis (rubber tree)
Lineage: Eukaryota; Viridiplantae; Streptophyta; Magnoliopsida; Malpighiales; Euphorbiaceae
Product: protein FAR1-RELATED SEQUENCE 5
Exons: 4
Coding region: 248-2857 (869 amino acids)
Biological process (GO): regulation of DNA-templated transcription
Molecular function (GO): zinc ion binding
Source: RefSeq, a predicted model, not a curated record
AAUCAUACUUAUCCCCCAUUUAAGUUUUUUGUUGGGUUUAGCUUUGCGGUCCGUCUUUGUAAUGGAAUCGCCUGUCACCAACAAAUUCCGAUCGCUGUAACACCGGAUUUCGAAUUCUCAAUCCACCACUACCCGAACGGGCUUCACCCACAAGCUCCUGUUACCUUCCUUUCUCUUUAUCUCCCUCACAGACAAAUUCUCUGUCGAUGAUUUGAAGGUUUGAGCUGCAACCCUAGCAUCAAGGUAAAUGAGUAGGGAUGAGGAUGACUUGGUUAGCCCUCAUGAUGAGGACAUGGAUGUAGGACUCCAAACAUCAGAUAGGUUAGACUUAAAUCUGGAUCAGGACUGUCACAAUCCAAAUGUGGCUCAGGUUACUGGAGCUCAAUGCAGUCUCUCCUCCAAAGGUGAUUCCAUUACAAAUGGGGUGCUAAAAAUUGGUACAGAGUUUGAAUCAGACGAACAUGCUUAUAGUUUUUACAGCAAGUAUGCUAGAUUGGUAGGUUUCAGUGUUCGAAAGGAUUGGGUAAAUAGGAGUAAGGUGCAUGGUCUAGUGGUGUCUAGAAAGUUUACUUGCUCUAAGGAAGGUUAUCGACGGAAAGACAAGAGAGAUGCUAAUGUGAAGAAGCACAGAAAGGAAACCAGAACUGGUUGCUUGGCACACUUGAUCAUCACUCGUCAACCUGAUGGUAAAUACCGGGUUACACAUUUUGAAGCGGAACACAACCAUGACAGUAUAAACCCAAAUAAUGUUCAAACAUUACCAUUUCAGAAGGAAUUAUGUGUUACCGAAGCUGCAGAAGCUGACUUGCCAAGUAAUUUGGGGGCAGAGUCAAAUUCCGCCUUUGAAUUAAUGAACAGAAGAUUUGAAGUAGGUGAGUCUCUUGAUUAUAUAGCCAUGGAUUUUGAUAAUUACCUACAAUCUGAAAGAGUUAGAGAUAUGAAAAGGGGGGAGGCAGGACGCUUACUGCGUUAUUUUCAGAGGCUGCACUUUGAAAGCCCAACAUUCUUUCAUGCGAUACAGGUUGAUAUAGAUGACAAAAUAAGCAACAUUUUUUGGGCUGAUGAUACGAUGGUAGUGGAUUACGACCAUUUUGGUGAUGUUAUUUGUUUGGACACAACUUACCGAACAAAUAAAGAUAUUCAGCCAUUUGUACAGUUUAUAGGAGUGAAUCAUCACAAUCAAGCUGUAACUUUUGCUGCUGCACUUUUAUUUGAUGACACUGUUGAAUCGCUCAAGUGGCUAUUUAGAACCUUUCUAGAGGCAAUGUCUGGAAAGAAGCCAAAAGUUAUUCUCACUGAUCAAGAUGCAGCAAUUGUUGAAGCAAUUAAAUCUGUCUUGCCAGAAACAAGCCAUCGUAUCUGUGUUUGGCAGAUGUGCCAGAAUGCUCUUAAUCACCUUAGCCAUGCAUUGAAGGAUACUGAAUCUUUUUCCAGUGAUUUUAGAAGUUGUAUCUAUGAUCUCAAUGAUGAGGAGGAUUUCAUUCAUGCCUGGGAGGCUUUGCUGGAUAAAUAUAGUCUUCAGCAAAAUGAGUGGCUAAGAUGGAUGUUUAGAGAAAGAGAGAAAUGGGCCAUCGUAUAUGGCAUGAACACAUUUUUUCUUGAUGCCAGAGGCUGUCAUGUGGCUGAAGAUUUACAUAGGAACUUGAGAAGUAACUUAAGCUCUGAUCAAGAUGCACUUCAGUUUUUCAAGGUUUUUGAGAGGAUGGUGGAUGAGCAACGCUUCAAAGAAUUACAAGCUAAUGAUGAGAUGACUAGAUGCAUGCCAAGGUUAAUGGGGAAUGUAGUUUUGCUAAAGCAUGCAAGUGACAUGUACACGCCAAAGGCAUUUGAAAUAUUUCAGAAAGAAUAUGAGAAGUGUUUAAAUUUUGUUGUUAGCCAGUGCAGUGAGAGUAGCCUUUUUCUUGAGUACAAAGUGAAUACAUUUGGGCGAAGUCGAGAAUAUACUGUCACAUUCAAUCCUUCAGAUGAUACAGUCAUUUGCAGUUGUAGGAAAUUUGAAAAUGUUGGAUUUCUGUGUGGCCAUGCUCUGAAAGUACUUGAUCAGAAGAAUAUAAAGGUGCUUCCCUCCAAAUAUAUCCUGAAGAGAUGGACAAAAGAUGCGAGGAUUGGCUAUGUGAGAGAGAGCAAAGAGUUCAUUGCACAAGAAAACCCCAAGUUGGUUGCUGGUAGCCGGUACAAAGCUUUGUGCCGCAGAAUGCUUAAAAUAUCAGCUAGAGCCACUGAAUCAGAGGAAGCAUUUCAGUUUGCUUCAAGACAACUUGAUCAAAUGAUUGAAGCAGUGGAGAAAAUCUUGACAAUAAAACAUGAGGAGGCUCAUGGUAUUGCCUCAAGCAGCACUGCUGCAAAUGUCUCUGAAAGUGGGAAUGCAGAGAUUUUCUUGGAUAAGAGAACAGUUGAGGAUCAGGAUGAGGACAACAGAGUAGCGGGAAUAGAAGACAACGAUGGUGCUGUCCCUGAGAGGCACCAACUGAAAUAUAUGAAAGAAAAAAGCUCUAAGAAACAUGGAUUUCCAAGUGCACUACCACCUGCACCAGAUACGGAUACCUUUGUUUCAAGUCCUCAACAAGCAUGUGUUUCAACAGAAGCCCUAACAUCAAAUCCUCUUCUGCAGGGUUUGUAUAUUUUUGAGUCUAACCAGGAGGUUAUGUACCACCAGCAGAAUCCAGUCAUAAGCCAUCAAGAUAAUCCCAAUCUAUAUCAACCAUCAAACUUUUACUCUGACCAGCAUGACUCAUCUCGGCAAACUCCAUUACUUCAGGCAAUGGAUCUUGAUCUCCAACAUCCACAACCUUCUUCAUUCAUGUUAUAUGAUCUUAGAUAUAGAGCUUCAGACACAUCUUUCCUUGGAUCAAAGUAAAGAUGAAGAAUAUGGCAUGACAUUAUUUCUCCCUCCACAAAUGAAAUUUUGCAGCUGUACAGUCUGGAGUGUUCCAUUUUUUUUAAUCUAACAAAUGGGUUUUAUAGCCUUCCUUUUCUUCCACUCCUAUAUUGCUCAAUAGAAUACCUUCUUUUCUCACAAAAGUAUAUUUUUCACAUGUUACGUUUUAUUUGGUUAAUUUUCAUUGGUCGUCUCUCAACUUUGAUGGUUGUUUCACUUCUGUCCCUUAACUUCACUUUAUUACUAAAAAAUAUCCCUAAAUUUUAAUUUUGAUUCAAAAAAGUCCCCUUAACUUGAAAUAGUAGGUUUUCAAGUUAAAAAGAAAAUUACUCUUUUACCCUUUUUCUCUCCCUUUUCUUCUCUCUUACAUUCGUUGAACACCUGCUUGGCUGACCUACUGACCAAAAGUGGGGAUAUCUAGAGAUCGGAGGGUCUAAGGUGGAGUGGGUAGAAGGAGAGGGAGUGGGUGAGACAACAGUGGUGGUGGUUAGCAAAAAUGGUGGCUAUGUUGGUGGUGGUGGUUGGGGGGGAGGGGGAGUGAAGGGGUUGUAACAUUGUGGAGAGAAGCGAACUUGGGGGCGUUUGAGCCUUUGAGGUAUUGUUGUUUGCAAGGGGAAAAAGUAAACAUGGAAAGUGAACAAGAUUAGAUUUGCAGGGUGCAUACUGCAUAGUUAGAGUACUUUCAUGCCCUUGGAUUUGUCACCAUUUUGUGGAAAUGCAAUUUAACCUUGUGUGAUGCUAAGACAAAUACUGGGACUAAAAUUGUCUCCAGCUCUUCCCCCUUUUUUUUUUUUUUCCUUUUAUUUUUCUUAUUUCUUUAUGGGUUGACCCUUAUAUAUGCUCUACACUUCUUGAUUUACUAAGGCAAAAAUUUCUUAGUUCUUCC